ACUUCAUAACUUUUUUAUCGGCAUGUUCACCAGAUUCCUGUCUCUAUUUAAUGGGGGCAUGAGGGCAUAUAAGGUUCAAGACGUUAAACGGGAACGGCGCGUGGGUGUGACAGCGAAAACUUUUAACGAUCUUCUUGUGAAGGGCUGCGAGAAGCUACAGUUAGACCCGGAGACAGUGACUAUCGUUCUGGAAGAUGAUGGCACACUGGUGGACAGCAACACAUUCUUCCAGAAACUGCCUGCCCAGACAGUCCUUGUCUUCCUCAGAGAGGGCGAGAAAUGGGGUGGAGCGGGUGCGCUGAUCCACGACGCACUCAGCAAGCUGUACAACGUGUCCAGGAAGGCAGAGAUAGCCAGUGAGAUUAGAGAGCUUCUGGUGGGAGAGGGAUCCCCGGAGAAGGUGCACAUCAUCUCUCAGUAUCUGGAGAUGCUGCAGACAGACCCUAAUGCCGAGUACAGAUAUGAAGAUGAGGACUGGUUUGAAGGUUUGAACAAAAAGUACAAGACAAAGCAAGAGGUGAUGCGGAACAAUGCACAAACACGCAUUCGUAGCUACUUUAACUCGGCUAAGGAACAAAUUGAGAAGGAGGUAAAGGAUCCAGAAACGAAAGAGAUUCUCACAGAAUGCCUCGACCAGAUGUCAAAUCGGCUAAAAAAGAACGACUUUCACGGGGGAUAUUUUGACCGUACCGCCCGGCCGGCAGAGCGCAUCUGCGACAAGCAAGGCUGGUUUCAGUGCCAGGGACCGUUUGACAGCGAGCGCUGUGACAGCUUUCACACAAUCAACCCGUACGCAUCGCGAGGGUACAGGCAGCUGUUUGGGCUGUGGAACCUGGACCAUGUCAUAGAGAAAUCUCGCGAGAUCCUUCCCACCCUGCUUCAGGCGGUGAAGGUGAAACAGAAACACGAGGAGGUCCAUUGGGAGCAUGUCUACAAGCUGCUGUUCACCAGAGACAACCUCAAACUUGUGCAGGUUGGGUGUCACAAGAAGGCCGCUAGAACGCAGACGUGUGACGUGCGUGACUUUCUUGUCUCCAGUUGAUGUUGGCUGUAACCUAGUGUAUGUGUGUUUUUGUGGGAAAACUUGGCUAAAUGCAUGCACUACCCAUAUUAGCCUGUGCAGGUAAAAACUUAAAUUUUUCUUAAACAACAAAAAUUCUUAGGCAAAUCUUUAAGGCAAUAAUUAUCAUGUGUUUGUUUGUUUUCAUAAGUAAGCAUUAGUAAGCAGUAAGACCAUUUGAGAUUGAUAUGGUAGUCAAUUAUCAAAUUUUAUUGGGUUUGCUCAUAUUCCCAGAGUUAUUAGCUGACCUUAGUUAAAUUCCCAAAGUGGUUUAAAUUUGAUGAUGAAAUCCUAAACAAUCUCUGGAAUAAGUGAGGACAUGAGGUUUAAAAUGUGGUAGAAAACAUCAUCCUACAGUCCUCUACACAGUUGAUUCAAAUUAUGCAUCUGGUUUACAGUAUUUACACAGAUUUACACAGAACCAUUAACUAUGUCUGGCAUGAAGCAUCAUUUAGAGGUCAGUAGUGUAAUUAAAGUUCAUUUUGGAUUUAAGGCAGCUGAUCUUUGUGAUUAUGCCCCCGGAUCGAAUGAUCGGGGGUAUAUUGUUUUUGGCCUGUCUUUCUUUCUGUCUGUCAUUCUGUCCCAAAACUUUAACCUUACCGUAAAGUUUUGCAAUAACUUUUGAAAUAUUAAACAUAGCAACUUGAUAUAGGGCAUGCAUGUGUAUCUCAUGGAGCUGCACAUUUUGAGUGGUGAAAGGUCAAGGUCAUCCUUCAAGGUCAAAGGUCAA
Molecule: messenger RNA, 1790 nt
Organism: Dreissena polymorpha
Lineage: Eukaryota; Metazoa; Mollusca; Bivalvia; Myida; Dreissenidae
Product: DNA fragmentation factor subunit beta-like
Exons: 8
Coding region: 23-1042 (339 amino acids)
Biological process (GO): apoptotic DNA fragmentation; apoptotic process
Cellular component (GO): cytoplasm; nucleus
Molecular function (GO): DNA endonuclease activity
Source: RefSeq, a predicted model, not a curated record